GCUGGAGGUAAAACUAGCAAACAAGAAGGACCUCAACACCCCUUUGACUGCCAACAAAUGAGGAUUGUCCUGCUGGGUAAAACAGGAGUGGGGAAAAGCGCAGUUGGCAACACCAUCCUGGGCAGGAAACAGUUUGAAUCUGCACUCAGAAGUGCUUCAGUCACCAGCCAAUGUCUAAAGCAACAUGCUAUAGUAUUUGACAGACCCAUGGCUGUUAUCGAUACCCCAGGCCUGUUUGACACUGAGCAGCCCAACAACGAAAUCCAGAAAGAGAUAGUGAAAUGUAUCCAGGUCUCCUCCCCAGGGCCACAUGCUUUCCUGUUGGUGAUGCAGCUCAACAGAUUCACUAAUGAGGAGAAGAUGUGUGUUGAAGCUCUGCAGGAGAUCUUUGGUGAAGAAGCAAAUAAAUUCAUGAUUGUCCUGUUCACCCGUGGAGAUGACCUCCAAAACCAGUCCAUUCAUGAAUUUGUCAGGGAUGCCAACUCACACCUGAAGGAGGUGAUCAGGAAAUGUGGGGGCAGAUACUGUGUCUUUGACAACAAGACAAUGUCUAAUAGGGACCAAGUGAAGGAACUGCUGGACAUGAUUGACAAGAUGAUGGCCCUGAAUGGAGACAACUUUUACACCCAGGAGAUGUAUGAGGAGGCAGAGGCAAAGAUCAGAGAGAAGGAGGAGGAGAUCAAGGAAGCAGCCAUAGAGAAGAAAAGACUCCAUCGAGAAAAACUAGAGAAAGAGCGAUUAGAGAGAGCAGAAAAACUUGCAGUACAGCUGAGAAGUGCGGUGGACCACGAGAUUGAAAAGAGGUUAUCUGUAAUCAGGAUGGAAUUUGAGCAGGAGCUGAAGGAAGCUAGAAUUAAGGCAGAGGAGUCUGAUCUCAAAUUGAGUUUCUCACAAAAACUCAAGAUGAAGGUUUCAAAAGCUUUCAGGAUUGUAAAGAAAUAAAUGGGUCAUAUUUCUGAAUACUCCUGAAUAUUCAGUAUUUCCGAGUAAAGCUGUAUACAUUUAAGAUUUUAAUUUCAAUGUUGUGUAAGUUCUGCUGACACU
This is a messenger RNA of Paramormyrops kingsleyae, 1044 nucleotides long. Its product is annotated as GTPase IMAP family member 7-like. NCBI's taxonomy places the organism in Eukaryota, Metazoa, Chordata, Actinopteri, Osteoglossiformes, Mormyridae. Gene Ontology annotation, molecular function: GTP binding. The record is from RefSeq and is a predicted model, not a curated record.